GUGGACUGAGUAAGAGCUGUUCUUGAGGUUCAUCAUGCCAGGAGCGAGGACUCUCCUGCUGCUCUUUGUGAGCAUCUCCGCUGUGGCCCACGCUGCCCUGGUCAUUUCACGGGACGAUGAGUCUCUGGGCUCCCAAACUGAGGCCAGGAUGAUGAAGAGACGCAGCACUGCUGAUGAAGAGGGGAAGAUAGAGGUGCACAGCGUAAAGGUGGACAUUAAGGUAGCAUCUCGCUUUGCUCACACUGUCAUGACCUCCAUCGUUCACAACGGCGCAAGCUCCUCUAAAGAAGUUUUCUUCGAUGUGGAGCUACCCAAGACUGCCUUCAUCACCAACUUCAGCAUGGAGAUUGAUGCGAAGACAUACGUGGGACAAGUGAAGGAGAAGGAGAAGGCCAAGAAGCAAUAUGAUGUAGCGGUGUCCAGGGGGCAGACAGCUGGACUGGUCAGGGCAUCAGGCAGGAAGAUGGAGAAGUUUUCUGUUUCUGUCAACAUUGCAGCUGACAGUAAGGUCAAAUUCAAGCUGACCUAUGAGGAGCUGCUGCAGCGUAAACAGGGCCAAUAUGAGCUCAUGACGCGGGUGAAACCCAAGCAGUUGAUCCAGCAUUUUGAGAUUGUUGCAGACAUUUAUGAAUCUCAGGGAAUUGCCUUCCUGGAUGCCUAUGGAACUUUCAUUACAAAUGAGUUGCUCCCCCUUGUGGAGAAAGUCGUCAGUGACACCAAGGCACACAUCUCCUUCUCUCCAACGCUGGAACAGCAGAAGAAAUGUCCUGAUUGUGAUGGGACUCUGAUUGAUGGAGAUUUCUACAUUAAGUAUGAUGUGAAAAGGGAGACACAAAUCGGUGACAUCCAGAUAGUCAACGGGUAUUUUGUGCACUUUUUUGCCCCGCCAAAUUUGCCCCGAGUGCCAAAGAGUGUGGUAUUUGUGAUAGAUAUCAGCAUGUCAAUGCGUGGACAGAAAAUCCGGCAGACACGCGAGGCCUUGCUGACCAUUCUGAGUGAUCUCUACGAAGAGGAUUACUUUGGCAUAAUUUUGUUUGACAACAGGGUCGAGAGGAUGGAACCAUCCCUGCAGCAAGCCACUAAAGAGAAUGUAGAGAAGGCCAAGGACUAUGUCAGGAAAAUCAACGAGAGGUGGGCCACCAAUAUCAAUGAUGCUGUGUUGGAGGCUGUUAAAAUGCUGUCAGAGGACAAAGCUGCCAACAGACUACCAGAGAGGAGUGUGCCCAUGAUCAUAUUGCUGACAGAUGGAGAUCCCACUUCAGGUGAGACAAACCCAGACAGGAUCCAGCAGAAUGUGUAUAAUGCAAUGGGGGGCAACAUCACACUGUUCUGCCUCGGCUUUGGCUUUGACGUCAGUUACAAAUUCUUGGACGUCAUGGCACAGCAGAACAACGGAUUGGCCAAGAGGAUCUACGAAGACUCAGAUGCCGCUCUACAGCUACACGGUUUUUACACAGAUGUAGCCAGCCCUUUGCUUUCUGAGAUAGAUGUGCGUUACCAAGAAAACGCUGUGGACUCACUGACUACCAACAACUUCAAGCAACUGUUCAAUGGAUCCGAGAUUGUGGUAGCUGGCCGGCUAUCCGACAAUGACCUGGACAACUUCAUGGUGGAAGUGUUUGCACAAGGGGUGGACGAGGAGCUCUCCUUCAAGGGUCGGGCCAGCACCCAAGAAUGGGACAUUAUUUUCCCUGACCAGGAGUACAUCUUUGGGGAUUUCACAGAACGUCUUUGGGCGUACCUUACCAUCCAACAGCUGUUAAACAAAAAGGAGACCGGCCCUGUGAGUGAGAGGGAGAACGUCACUGCACAGGCCUUGGAGCUGUCCCUGAAGUACAACUUUGUCACCCCCCUCACCUCUAUGGUGGUUACCAAGCCCCAGGAUGAGGAAAAAGAUGACAUGCUAAUCGCCGACAAGCUGACCGAGGAUCAGAGACAGAGGCCAGGCGCUCUUGGUCACGCCCCCCCGUCCACGGUGUCGCACCAUUACCACUACCGCCCUGUCACAAGCGUGGACGGAGACCCGCAUUUCAUCGUUGAGAUUCUUGAAAAGAAUGACACGCUGUGCUUCAACAUCGAUGACGCACCUGGAACCAUCUUUAAUCUGGUCAAAGACCCGGUGUUAGGUGUUGUGGUUAAUGGCCAGACUAUUGGUGACAAGAAGGUAGACCCUGGGAGCAAAAUCAACACCUACUUUGGCCGGUUUGGGAUUGUUCACCAGAAGCUGGGGAUCCGGCUGGAGGUAACCACUAAAGGAAUAUUGGUCUUCCAGGGUAAAGUGCACUCUACACUCUCCUGGUCUGACACAGCCUCCCUGAAGUUGCCCAGUGUGGAACUUCAGGUGAUCAAGGACCGCAGCCUAACUGUAGCCCUGAAGGACUCAGUGAAGUUUGUCAUCAUCCUGCAUAAGGUGUGGGAGAAGCAUCCCUACCACCAGGACUAUCUGGGCUUCUACACCCUGGACAGCCAUUUCCUCUCACCCGGCGUUCAUGGCCUGCUGGGUCAGUUCUACCACGGCGUGCAGUUUGAGGUUAGCGACCUGCGUGAAGGGGAAACCCCUGACAAACCGGAUGCCACCAUGAUAGUGAAAGGGUCAGAGCUCACUGUGACCAGAGGCUGGCAGCGAGACUUCCGCUGGGACGUGAAGAAAGGGGAAAACGUGCCCUGCUGGUUCAUUCACAACAACGGCACGGGGCUCAUCGACGGGACCCCUGACGAUUAUGUCGUUUCCGGGAUAUUCAAAACCAGCUGAACUACAUCAAUGACCAUGGGGCCUCAUCAGCGUCCGCAUGGGCCAAAGAAUUAACUACUUCAAAAACAGAUCAAUGUCUUUGCUAAACAUGUAGGAAAAAACAUACAUAAACAAUAAACAAAAUGGACAUAAAAAAAA
Megalops cyprinoides (Indo-Pacific tarpon) is the source of this 2890-nucleotide messenger RNA. It is a transcript of the gene itih3a.1, whose product is annotated as inter-alpha-trypsin inhibitor heavy chain 3a, tandem duplicate 1. NCBI's taxonomy places the organism in Eukaryota, Metazoa, Chordata, Actinopteri, Elopiformes, Megalopidae. The transcript is spliced from 22 exons. The record is from RefSeq and is a predicted model, not a curated record. Gene Ontology annotation, molecular function: serine-type endopeptidase inhibitor activity. The coding region runs from base 35 to 2752 and encodes 905 amino acids. Gene Ontology annotation, biological process: hyaluronan metabolic process.